Molecule: messenger RNA, 4645 nt
Organism: Amblyraja radiata (thorny skate)
Lineage: Eukaryota; Metazoa; Chordata; Chondrichthyes; Rajiformes; Rajidae
Gene: decr1
Product: 2,4-dienoyl CoA reductase 1, mitochondrial
Exons: 10
Coding region: 45-1091 (348 amino acids)
Biological process (GO): fatty acid beta-oxidation
Cellular component (GO): mitochondrion
Molecular function (GO): 2,4-dienoyl-CoA reductase (NADPH) activity
Source: RefSeq, a predicted model, not a curated record
CUGAGCGGUCGGUGCGCAUGCGCGGUUGCUGACUGGGCCGUUCAAUGAAGUCGAUGCCGGGGGAGAAAAUGGCGCAGGUUGCAAGUCGCAGCUUUUCACGGUGUUGGCGCAGGUUUACCAUUGCUCCGUCUCAGUUUAGUCCAAACGAGCGGGCAUUCAGCCAAAGCACAAAGACACUAUACCAGAGCAAUGGUCCCGAUCAAGUCGUGAUGCUUCCUCAAAAUCAAACAUUGAUGUUGCCUUCUGGAACAUUUAAGGGUAAAGUAGCCUUUAUCACUGGUGGUGGUACUGGACUUGGGAAAGGAAUGACAACUGCUCUCUCUACUCUGGGUGCCGAGUGCGUUAUUGCAAGUAGAAAGCUGGAUGUUUUGAAGGAGACAGCAGAAGAAAUCUCAAGUCAAACUGGAAACAAGGUCCAUUCCAUUCAAUGUGACGUGAGGGACCCAGCAUCUGUGAAGUCUGCCGUGGAGCAGAUGUCUGAAGUGGCAGGUCUGCCUGAUGUUGUAAUAAAUAACGCUGCUGGAAACUUCAUCUCGCCUUCGGAAAGACUUUCUGCGAAUGCUUUUAAAACCAUUACUGAAAUAGUUCUGAAUGGUACUGCAUAUGUAACUCUGGAAAUUGGAAAAGAAUUGAUCAAAGCAAAAAAAGGUGCUGCCUUCCUGGCUAUUACUACUAUCUAUGCAGAGACUGGGUCAGGUUUUGUGAUGCCCAGUGCAUCAGCAAAAGCAGGCGUAGAAGCCAUGUGCAAAUCACUAGCUGCUGAAUGGGGUCGAUACGGUAUGAGAUUCAAUGUGAUUCAGCCAGGACCCAUUAAAACAAAGGGUGCCUUCAGUCGACUUGACCCCAGUGGUACGUUUGAAAAAGAAAUGCUGAAGAGAAUUCCGAUGGGCCGCUUUGGUACCGUAAAUGAAAUCGCCAACCUUGCUGCUUACCUGUGCAGUGAUUAUGCCAACUGGGUUACGGGAGCAGUAAUAAGAUUUGACGGUGGUGAAUAUGUUUCAAUAGCUGGUGAAUUUAACACUCUGCAAAAGGUUACAAAUGAACAAUGGGACAUGAUGGAGUCACUUAUCAGAAAAACCAAAGGCUCCUAAAAGUGCUACAAAGCAAACAGAAUUUAACAUGACACAUCGCGCAAGAGUGUUAUGCCAGUUUACAGAUGGAAGAACCUGUGGUACUUUUUGAUGAUUUAUAGUUGAUUCGAUUUUCAAAAUAAUUUCCUUGAAAUCCAAGUCGAAAAAUCUUUAAUUGGAACGAUGUUCGUUGGAGAAUCAGAGCUUGCAGAGUUAAUUGCAACUAUAUUUUUAAUUGAGCAGGAGCAGCAGUUUUGCUACUCUGCUUGGUGCAAAGUGAGGCGAAACAAUCCUGAAAACAUUUCAGGAGCAAUGUGUUGUAGAAUAUUACAAUCAUCAUUAUAUAACAAUCACCUUCAUAUAUGAUGCAUGCGCAGUGGGAAUAAAGGAUGAUUCUUCAAAUUGGUAAACUCUAAUUUUUUGGGGGGAAAAAAAGAUACAUCAAUAAGAUGGAGUUUGAUUUUUAAAACAUGUCGGGUUUAUAUAGACGUUUGAAAGGAGUUGGGUUGUAGAACUAUUCAGCAUGAAUACAGGACCUUUGGUCUAACUUGUCCAAAACAAACAAGUUGUCUAACCAAGCUACUAGUCCCACUUGAUUGCACCUGGCCCAUAUCCCAUCAAACUUUUUCUAUCCAUAUUUCCCUUGAUUGGCAUAAUUGUACCUGCCUCUACCACUUCCUCUGACAGCUUGUUCCAUACCCAUGUGCUCUAAUUUAGAGUCCCCUACCUUGGGGAAAAGGCUGUGACUAUUCAUCUUGCGAUUUUGCAAUGUCUUGUACAGCUGUAAUAUGAUAACCCAACUCCUGUAUUCAGUUAAAUAAAAAGACAAAGUGCUGGAGGAACUCAGCAGGUCAGGCAGCAUCUGUGGAAGGAAUGGACACAUGACGUUUAAGGUUGGGCACCUACAGACUGCAUCAAACAGUAUGAAGAAGGGUCCCAACCCCAAACGCCAUCAGCUCAUUCCCUCCACAGAUGCUGUCUGACCCACUGAGUUCCAGCAGCACUUUGUUUUUUUGCUCAAGGUUCCAGCAUCGAAGCUUCUGUACUCAAUACACUGAUUGAUAAGGGCAAUUGCCUUCUUCACCACCCUAUCUACCUCCGAUGAUAGGGCUGUAAUGUUAUAUUUUGAAUAAUUGCUUCAUUACCUAUUUUCAAUUUCAAAAUACCAUGUUAGGCUGAGUUUCAAAGCCACCGUCCAACACAAUGGUAAGAUGCUGUAUCAUUAUAGACUUAUAAUCUGGAACGGAUAUUAAACAUACAAUGCAGUAGUGGUGACGUUUCACGCGUAAAGAUGGUCUUUUGUCAAUUUACUUAAACUUUCCUGUUUAUUUUCCCUGAUUUUAUUCCUGUAUCCUCAAUCUCGGCAUCUUUAGCUCAUCCAUGAUAAUUCCCUCAUUUUAUUUUUAUGUCAAAAAAAGCAAACAAACAAAAAAAACUACAUAUAAAAUGUUCUAGUUUGUUAAAGGAAUUAAAUGCUUUCAACUCAUCAAUAAAUUAUGAAGAUCACCAAGUUUUCAGCGUUAUAUUAUUUUACUUUCCAUCUGAUAUAAGCAAUUUUUCCUCAAAAAAAAGUUUACACCAUGCUCAAAGAAACAUACAGAGCAAUUAUUGAAAAUUUUACCGCAUAAAUGUAACAUAUUUAAUUGUAAAUUUUGGGAAUUGCACAGGAACAAUACCUUCAUUACAUUCAUUAAACAAUUCGGCACGGUUUUGUAAACAUUUAUUAUAAACAUUUCCUUCACUCCCAAACAAAAUGAUUGUUUUAUGCCUCAUUUCAUAUUAUAUUCUGUAGUGUAAUUUAUUGUAUGAAUUCUGUAGGUACAAAAGCAAUAGAUUACAAAGAGUAUAGAUACAACAGAUCAGAAAGAAUGUGUUGCACAUUCUCCUGAUUAACCUAUAUGCAUACCAGUUGAAGGAGAGCAUGUCCUACACCCUUUUAGCACACAGCUAUCUUCACAGAAAUCACAAGCACACGAGAAUGCGAGAUAUUUAAAAUUCUUCAGCACAGAGGAUUAAUGCCAAGUCUUUCCGAAAGAGUUUUCCUGCAUCAGAUAAAGCCAUGAUGUUUUUCUUGUAUGUUGCGAGAUUUUGAAUGUCUAGGUCCUGCAUUUUAUAAUCAGUCAUACAAUUAACUAAACGUCACACCCAGUCAUUUAGAAUAAAGCCUUCAUUUGCUAUUAAAACUUUAAAAAGUUAGUAAUUUUGCAUUGAGUUAUUACCUGUUUGUUCUUUUCGCAGAGAUCCUUUAGUAGUGCAUCUAAUUCAUGUUCAUCGAUAUAUCCACUGCUGUCCUAAACAGAUUAAGAUACAAGAUUAAGAUAUUUGUCUGGUCUUCAAAGAUUACAAAUCUUAUUAACAUCAGCUAACUGUUUAAUUAGUGUAUACUCUACCUAGGGUUUAUUUCUAAAACAAUAAACCUCUCAGUAGUUUAUGGUUGUAAAUUGGUUUAAAAUCUCAAAAUCCCCUCUUUAAGUAAUGGGAAAGCACAGUGUAAGGUUACAAUACAGCAAUAUGCACACCCAUCGUAAAUGAAUGUUUUGUUUUGGAGUCAUACAGCGUGGAAGCAGGCCCUUCGGCCCAACUUGCCCACAAUGACCAACAUGUCCCAUCUAAACUAGUGCUAUCUGCCUGCAUUUGCCCCAUAUCCCCCAAAACCUACCCUAUCCAUGUACCUGUCUAAAUGUUUCUUAAACAUUGCGAUUGUACAUGCCUCAACUACCUACUCAUGCAGCUUGUACCAUACACUCAUCAUCACCCUUUGUGGGAAAAAAGUUUUCUUUUAUAUUCCCCCCCCCCCCCCCCUUAAACCUGUGACCUCUAGUUCUCCAUUCUCCCACUCUGGGCAAGAAACUCUUUGCGUCUAACUGAUCUAUUCCUCUCAUGAUUUUGUACACCUCUAUAAGAUCACCCCUCAUCCUCCUGCGUUCCAUGGAAUAAGAGUCCAAGCCUCCUCAACCUCUCCCCAUAGCUCAGGACAUUGUGUCCUGGCAAUAUCCUCGUAAAUCUUCACUGCACCCUUUCGAGCUUUUCUCCAUUAAAAAAAAAAAAAGGAACUCUUUUGGAAAUCUCUUGUGGGGGUCAUUUUUUUCAAGAAAUGUGCAAUAUUAAACGUUUAAAGGUGCUUUGGAAUUUGAGAGUUGAUUGCGUUCAUUUAAACCAUUCUGGCCUGAUGCCAGAGAAGACGCCAUUUAUUAUUUUUCAAAAAUGUUGCUAAACUUGUGGGUUAAUACAUAUUUAUAGUGAAUAAAUCCUAUUGUAUAAAUCAUAACAGUCUGCAUAUUGAAUGUAAACAUAUUUGUAUCGGUAGAAACCUCGUACUCUAUUAUUAAACAUGUAAUUUGCCUUUCUUUAUUGUUAUUCAUAAAGAAUAUUCCGCUCAUAGAUCCUGCCUGUGAUAACAAUAAAAACAUCCAUUAGUAUGCUUGCCUUUAUGCAUGUUUAACUAGAUAUUCAAUAAUUAAAUCAAUUUUAUUGUUCCGAAAAAUGUGUAGUACUGACAGACUGCAUCUUUAGACAUUACUGCUGGUAUUCUCGUAAAAAGAUCAUGUAGGGCUAUAUUAAUAAAUAUUUUCUAA